AUGUAUUGUUUAAUUCUGGUGUUGGUGGACACACUGCUGUUUUGGGUAACACAGACAGUAGGGUGGCCUGAACUUGAGACAUCCGCUGGAGUGAGCUGUGACCCAUUGUCACCACCCUCCCCCCAAUGUGCAGGCUCCUCAGGGACCCAGACCACCUCGCAGCCCACGGAUAAAGGAGAAGGUGGCCCAUCUGUGGAAAUCUUGGAACCAAGCCAGGAGCCUCCUGUGGAUGUCACCGGGGACCCCAGUCCUCAGGAUGCUUUGGAGGUUGACCUGGCCAUGUCUGUUUUCGAGAUUUCCAUCGAAGAGAAGGUCAAGGAGUCGAGUCCCGAGGAAGAAAGGAGAAAAUGGGAGGAGGGACGCAUCGAUUACAUGGGGAAGGAUGCGUUCGCCCGCAUCCAGGAGAAGUUGGACCGGUUUCUGCAGUAACCCCAGGGUUCGCAUUGUGCUGCGUGUGGUCAGGCAAUAUUCUGCUGCAUGGUCCCGUGAAUGCGGACAUCUCCAGGCCCUUCGAAGGGAACAGGUGUUCGGCUAUGUGCCUCUAUUUAUGGCUGACCAACUUGAGUGCCUCACAAAAAUAAUGUAGACCAUAAAAAACCCAGCUUAAAGCGCUCUACCACCCUGCCCUGCUUAUCCAAGCUACCCAUGCCUUCUUGGCUCCCCUGAGACGUCAGUUCUUCUCAGCAAGUGGGAGCAGGGAUAAACUUCUGGUAGACCCUUGAUCAUGCUCUCUGGUCUUGCUCCACGGAGCUCUGGGAUGCUGCCUUGGGCAGGUGCUACCAUCGCUCUCCCACAUAGGGUUAGAUAUCACUGCAGAUUCUCUUCUGCCCCUAAGCUAACGACACCGAUAUAUGUAUUCAGGACCUCAGGAAGCCUCGACGAUGGAAAGUCCUUUCCUUGAGGACUAGGUAGACGUUCAGACGUCUUGAGGGAGACUCUCACGUAGACUUCGCGGAGCAAGUCUAUGUCUGAGCAACACUACAGGUGUUGUUUCUCUUCUGCAAAUCCUGGUGGGACCGCCCAGUGCUGUUGGCGGAUGCCCGACUUGGGAAAUGCUGGAGGUAAUGUGGAAGGGAGAUUGUAGCUGGCUUGGGAGAUGGAGCGUCUUCUUGGUUGGGGAGCACCGAGGGUUUACUCCAGGUGGUUCUGAUGACACCUCACUCACACUAACAGGAUCUGGAGAGGCUCUUUGUGUAGAGGCAGAUCUGUUUGCAGUCCAUCACAAUUGACUGUGCUCUGCUGGAUAUCACUACCUCAGUCCUAAAUAACGACUCGAGUCACUGUGUUCUCCAGACCACUUCAACGCAGCUGUUUUGGGGAGAAAUCUCCGUUUUAUGAGACUGGAUGCUUUAUUCUAUGAGAAAUCCUCAUCUUCAGAAGUAUCCUCGUUUUGUGAAUUCAUGCAGUGUGUUGGAGCAGCUCUGACAGGGUCACUGCUUGUGGCCACCACCUAAAAAUGGGCAUCACCGUGCUAAAGAGAGGGAAAUGUUAAAAAGUUAGGAUGGUUUGUUUAUCAUGCACGUACUGUGGAACAUCAGAGGGUUUCCUACAGACAGGUUUGGACCACGUGGUGGUGGUUGUGCUAUAACUUGGUGGGUGUGUUUGGCCACGUUUUACAUCAUGUCAAGCAGGUGAGCCCUUGGGUAGAGGAAUGUGGGGAAGUGCAUGAUGUUAGUUGUGGUGUGAGCUUUUUGCAAGACUUGAGUUACAGAGGGGUUGUUUCCUUUAUGUCUGGGUGGCUAAUGGUCUGCAGUCUUGGUUGGGCAUCACACAUAUGAAGCUUCCAGAGCUAAGUGAAGAUAGCCAUAUGGAUAUAGCCUUACAGGGGUUGAGCGGGGAUGGUAAUCAACCAUUAGAGCAACACUAUAAACUUGUUCUGGGGAAAGACCAUGGGUGCUGGGUGCCCUGGUGUUGGGUUAUGAAAAACAGGAGCCCGAGUCUGACAUACUUGAGAAGGAGGAGUCCGGUGAUGAAUAUUGAGUCUGGUUCAGCUUCUGUGGGGAAGAGAACUCCUGUUUCUGGACAGUGGUUCAAUGGCUUAAGGUGUCUGUUCAACACAGACUUCUGUUAUGCAUUCUGGUCUAUAUCUUCUGAUUUGAAUGGAUGCUAAUGCACUUCAAUUAAAAAUUUAAAACAGCAA
Leptonychotes weddellii (Weddell seal) is the source of this 2140-nucleotide messenger RNA. The record is from RefSeq and is a predicted model, not a curated record. NCBI's taxonomy places the organism in Eukaryota, Metazoa, Chordata, Mammalia, Carnivora, Phocidae.